Messenger RNA from Zeugodacus cucurbitae (melon fly), 885 nucleotides. RefSeq names its product lectizyme. Bases 34 to 840 code for a protein of 268 amino acids. Lineage: Eukaryota; Metazoa; Arthropoda; Insecta; Diptera; Tephritidae. Gene Ontology annotation, molecular function: serine-type endopeptidase activity. The record is from RefSeq and is a predicted model, not a curated record. Gene Ontology annotation, biological process: proteolysis. The transcript has a single exon.
GAAAUUCAAAUCAAAACAAGUAUUCUAUCGAAAAUGAAGUUCUUCGUCGUAUUCGCUCUGGCUAUAGCCAGUGUCAGUGCAGCCAAUUUGGAUGCCAUUGCACAACCAGCCUUUGCAUCGGGACGCAUCAUCAAUGGCUACGAGGCUCAGAAGGGUGAAGCGCCAUACAUCGUCUCACUGAAGUCCGGUUCGCAUUUCUGUGCCGGUUCGAUCAUCAACGAGAAUUGGGUACUCACCGCUGCGCACUGUCUCAUCUACAACAGUUUCGAUGUGGUCGCCGGUCUGCACUCGCGCAAUGACGAAUCUGAAGUACAGAUCCGCAAGGUCACCAGCAAAUCGCAGUAUAUCGUACAUGAAGGUUAUGGCGGUGGUGUCGGACCCAAUGAUAUUGGUCUCAUCAAUAUCCCCGAUGGCUUCGAUUUGAAUGCACUCUCACGUGACGGUGUAGCUCCAGUAGGCAAAGUGUCCUUGCCAUCUGGCAAAUACGAGAGCACUGGUAACGGCAGACUUUUCGGUUGGGGACGUGACAACUCUGGUGCUUUGCCAAAUGUGCUACAAACUUUGGAGGCUAACAUUAUCGGCUACUCAGAAUGCAAAGCUGCUCUACCCUUCUUGGCACCCAUUAAGGAUGUGAACAUCUGCUCCUAUACUGCUGGCACCACCGAUGGUGCUUGCAAUGGUGAUUCUGGUGGCCCAUUGGUGCGUUACACUUCCGAUGGAGUUGAGCAGGUCGGUAUUGUGUCAUGGGGUUACACUCCUUGUGCCACCACCAAAUACCCUUCGGUCUACACUAGCGUUGGCGCUUACCAGAAGUGGAUAAACGAGAAGAUCAGCGCCUAAAUUUUGCUAAUUUUUGAAUAAAUGACGAACAUACAGUAUAAGAAA